Molecule: messenger RNA, 2370 nt
Organism: Endocarpon pusillum Z07020
Lineage: Eukaryota; Fungi; Ascomycota; Eurotiomycetes; Verrucariales; Verrucariaceae
Exons: 2
Coding region: 1-2370 (789 amino acids)
Biological process (GO): maturation of LSU-rRNA from tricistronic rRNA transcript (SSU-rRNA, 5.8S rRNA, LSU-rRNA)
Cellular component (GO): nucleolus
Molecular function (GO): RNA binding
Source: RefSeq, a predicted model, not a curated record
AUGACUACAGAAGGCAAGGAGAGGAAGCGGAAAGCUGUCACGCCUGUUGCCGUAGAUGCUUCACAGGCAAAUAAGACCAAAAAGGCCAAAGCUGCAUCUAAAAAGCCUACUACGGGCGACAUAGCCGCAACGCCAAUCUCAAAUGCUCAGCCCGCAGCUCCACAGCCCACUGAUUCUGCCGAAACCCAGGCCAACCCCAAAGUCAAACCGAGAAAGCGAGCAGUUGAUUUCCUUAGUGACGAUGAAGAGAAGAGCGGUGGAGUUUCUGUAGGUAAGACAGAACAUGUUGGCACUAUUAGCUCAAAGAGGCCGAGGAAGAAAAAGUCGAAGGAGGAUAAGGCAGGAGCGAACGGUGAGGCGAGCGGCUCAGCUAUGCACAAUGAUUCGGCUGCAAAGAGAACGGCCACUGCUACGGAGGCUUCUGGGGAUGCGCCAGCUGGUUCGAAACUGAAGGAAGCCAAGCCAAACCCAAAAACGAAGGAAACAUCCACCACAGAUGGCGGCAUUGUCAGCUCGUCCGUGCCAAAGAAAGGCCCAUCAACGAUUAACGUGCAUGCCGAGAAGAUCAAGAAGCUACUCGGCCAGAAGGAUCAUGUGCCGAAGCAGAGCAAUAAAGCUAAAGAGGCGGCAAAUGUGUUAGCGAUGGAUUCUACCACUGAUGGUGUGAACGGGGUAUCUAGCAACACAAUCAAUGAGUCUCUGGAGACUGUCGCAAAAGACGCAGCGUCGACUUCAAAGCAAGCCGAGGCGCAGAGGACCACCGAGACAGAGCUUCAGGAGGAGUACGAAAGUGAUGAAGAUAUCGAUCAAGCAGGUGCCUUGCUGGAAGGGUUUGAUAGCGAUAACGAGGAUCUGGCUCAAGACGAGGGUUUCGAUAAGGAUAAGCCCACUGCUGCCAUACCGAACUACAAAAAGACUCAAAAGAAGCUUAGACAGGCUGCUCAGAAUGGCAACAAGGAUGGCCCAGGAGCGGUCUACGUUGGCAGAAUACCCCACGGUUUUUACGAAAACGAGAUGCGCCAGUACUUUUCGCAAUUCGGCAAUAUUAGCAAAUUACGACUAUCCCGAAAUCGAAAGACCGGGCACUCUAAGCAUUUCGCUUUUAUUGAAUUUGAAAGCAAUGAGGUGGCCAAAAUCGUCGCCGAGACCAUGGACAACUAUCUCAUGUUUGGUCAUAUUCUGAAAUGUAAAUAUGUGCAGCCCGAGUCUUUACAUCCAGAUACGUUCAAGGGAGCCAACAAGCGCUUUCGAGUUGCGCCUCAUAAUAGAAUGGAGAAGAGAGCCUUAGAAGCACCGAAGUCUGAAAGCCAGUGGGCGAAGAAGAACUCCAAGGAGCAGUCAAGGAGAAAGAGAAAGGCUGAAAAGCUCAAGGCAAUGGGAUAUGAGAUAGAGCUGCCUAGGCUGAAGAGUCCGUCCGAAGUGCUACAGCAGAAGGAAUCGCAAAAUGCUGUGGAGGAACAAGGUCCCGAUGCACCCAAAGGAGAAAAUAAAGAAGUUCCCUCCCCAAGUGUUGUCCCUGAAAACGAGGUUGCACUUAGCAAGAAAAAGUCGAAGGAGAGGAAAAUGCCUGAUCCCUCAAGAUCGGAAGGCAACGACGUAUCAGCCCACGCUGGAGUUCCGCAAGAUGAGAUCGUUCCUUGCAAGAAGCAGUCCAAGAAAGAGAAGAACGUGCCUGACCCGUCAAAAGCUGAUGGCGAAAACCCUCCAGCUCCGACUGCUGUUGCCAAAGAAGAGGUCGUAUCUGGCAAGAAAAAGUCGAAAAAGUCGAAAAAGGAUAACACAGCUACCACUGAGAUAAGCGGAGUGACUGUCCCGACAGCGGAUCUGAAUGCACUCACUCCCGACCCUGUCCAGUCCCAGAACAGUGUGAAGCAAAAUUCGGAAAAAGGAGACAAGGGAAAAGAGAAGCGCCACAAGGCAAAAGAGAAUGCCAAGCAACUUCAUCCGCAGCCCGUUACGGACGAGAAUCCUUCAAAGGCCAACGAUCUACCCACGAAGCCUGAAUCAGAUGCUACUAUUGCACCCUCUGGUUCUACAACAGACCAGAGCUCAAACCAGAAGGAGAAGGACAUGAAUGGCAUUGCGCAAGCUACCAUAGACGGGAUGCCAGCUGUCGCGACAACGGGCCCCAAGACUACCUCAGUUGAGAAAGAGACUUCCUCUUCCAUGUUGCCUGCAGAGAGCGCCGAAGGUAUCAAGAAAAAGAGGAGAAGCAGAAAGCGAAAGAAUUCGACUGCGGCUCAUGACCUAGCUGAGUCUGAGCCAAGGGUCAUGGAGCCAGCAGCUGCAGACCCCCAAGAAUUCAAGGUCAAUGGCGAGCCGGGAGCGGAGAGCACUGUGAAAAAGACGAAGAAAGCGAAGAAAACUUGA